Messenger RNA from Alternaria alternata, 430 nucleotides. RefSeq lists its product as hypothetical. The record is from RefSeq and is a predicted model, not a curated record. Lineage: Eukaryota; Fungi; Ascomycota; Dothideomycetes; Pleosporales; Pleosporaceae. The transcript has a single exon. The coding region runs from base 31 to 405 and encodes 124 amino acids.
CUCAUAAGCACAUAUAUCUUGUAUAACUCGAUGCGGGCUUUUGCAUAUCACGCGGAUGUCUCCGUGGAGACGAGCGCACUGUGGCUGGCAACUUUGACGGCGGGACCCGUCGUGUGCCAGGUGGUCGCUAUUUUGCGGGGCGCCCGCCCUGUUCAACGUUACGACACGUUAGACGCACGCGAGGUAUAUGAGUUCUUCAUUGCGCCUCUAUAUAAGCCAUAUGUCCUAUUUUCCGAUUCGACCACUUGUAUCCAAUCUCCGACGCCGCCUUCUCGCGCAAAACGGUGCGCCAGUCGCUUAGGCCUGAUGCCACGAUGCUGCCUGGACCUGUACGGUGGGUGCAUCACGAGGGUUGUGCACAAUGAUUACUACGUAACUUGGGCGAGUGGACCGUUUGCAAAGUAGGCGACGCGACCACCACCACCACCGG